This is a messenger RNA of Rhipicephalus sanguineus (brown dog tick), 4124 nucleotides long. RefSeq names its product serine/threonine-protein kinase Sgk2. Lineage: Eukaryota; Metazoa; Arthropoda; Arachnida; Ixodida; Ixodidae. The transcript has 17 exons. Gene Ontology annotation, molecular function: protein serine/threonine kinase activity; phosphatidylinositol binding; ATP binding. Bases 534 to 2036 code for a protein of 500 amino acids. The record is from RefSeq and is a predicted model, not a curated record. Gene Ontology annotation, biological process: protein phosphorylation.
GCCGUUUUGCUCUGUGCGAUACUUGAUUUCAGAGGGGGGCGUAUUGCUCGCGCGCACACAAUAAGUUGGCGUCACAGCGUGAGUAAUAAGGGGCCGUGGAACGACCCUCUCAAGGGGAUCCCGCCAAGGAACGUUUUGACAACCACACGACCAAGCCACAGGAUCGGUCUUCAAAAGCGAAACAAAGAACAGGAACUUAUUCGCUGCGUCCGAGAGCUAAAAGAACAUGCAGCAGCGGUCGUGCUCCUGAGAGAGAGAGGACCUCGAUCAUCGGGCAGCCUCCUCUGUCCUUGGGAAGAGGGCCGUGCGGUCUUAUCGGCACGAGCUCUGCGCGCGACCACCUUAUCGGCCGAACGGGCCUACGUCGCAGAAAACCAACCCCCCCGACAUCAUGAGCGGCACGGAGGAGACCUCAACUGUUGCGGUGCGGUGACGGCGAAGCUACGAGUGACGACGUCUACUUCGCCCCUUUCCCUGGACUCUCUCAGAGGGCCGCGACUCCCAGAAGACUUCUUAAUUACCACGGAUACAGAAUGUCGGACGCGCUAGCGGAGCCAAAACUGCUUCGUAUCCACCACAACGGUUCCACGCCGCCACCGCACACAACUGCUUCGGUCACCAACUCGGAGAUACAGGAAAAGAACAAAAAAUUCACGGUGUACAAAGUCGUAGUGACCGUCGACGGGCAUUCGUGGUUCGUGCUCAGGAGGUACAAUGACUUCAGCAAGCUUCUGGACAUUAUCAAGAAGCAGUUUCCCGGCUGCCAUCUCAAGCUUCCCGGCAAGAAGCUCUUUGGGAACAACUUCAGCCCCGACUUCAUCCGGAGCAGGCGUCAAGGACUGGACGAGUUCAUCCAGAAGCUUGUCACAGAUGAGAAGCUGAUGCAGAACCAAGACGUCAGGGCCUUUCUCAAUGUUGACAAGAACUUGAGCAUGAAAGAAGCGGCCGAGGAAGAGGAAAACAGUGGGCAAGGUGCCGAGGCUCCCGAGCCGGUUGACCUUGGCUCUACAGAAAAACCUCACGUAAAGCCAAGCGAUUUCGAAUUCCUCAAAGUGAUCGGCAAAGGCAGCUUCGGGCGAGUUCUGUUGGCGAGGCACAAAGUGGAGAAGCAGUUUUACGCCAUCAAGGUGCUGCAGAAGAAGAUGAUCCUCAAGCGAAACGAACGCAACCACAUAAUGUCCGAGCGGAAUGUGCUCCUGAAGAACCUGGACCACCCGUUCCUCGUGGGACUGCACUACUCUUUCCAGACGCCCGUCAAACUCUACUUCGUCCUGGAUUACGUCAACGGCGGAGAGCUCUUCUUUCAUCUUCAGAAGGAGAGGACGUUUGCAGAGCCCAGAGCUCGGUUUUACGCUGCCGAAAUUACGAGUGCUCUUUCGUACUUACAUUCUCAAGGUAUAGUGUACAGAGAUCUGAAACCAGAAAACAUCUUGCUCGACGCACAGGGUCAUGUGGUGCUCACCGACUUUGGCCUCUGCAAAGAAGGUAUCAGGGAAAAGGAGACGACGAACACGUUCUGCGGAACGCCCGAGUACCUGGCCCCGGAGGUCCUACGGAAGGAAGCUUACGACCGCACAGUAGACUGGUGGUGUUUGGGAGCCGUGCUGUACGAAAUGCUUUACGGCCUGCCACCAUUUUACAGCCGGGAUACGGUGGAAAUGUACGACAACAUCCUCCACAAGCAGUUGCGACUGCGUACGAACAUCUCUGCAGCGGCGCGAGACAUCCUCGAAAAGCUUUUGCAGAAAGAGAAGCGGUUGCGCCUGGGUAACGCGGACGACGGCAACGAGGUGAAGCGACACGACUUCUUCAACCCGAUCAACUGGCAGGACUUGGAAGCCAAGCGAAUACCUCCUCCCUACAAGCCGAGUCUGUCUGGAAUAAUGGACAUGAAGAACAUUGAUCCAGAUUUUGUCAAGGAGCCAAUACCUGCUUCCGUCGGCAAGUCUCAAACGCUCAGUGCCAGUGUCCAGGAUGCGGACACAGCGUUCAUCGGUUUCUCGUACGCACCUCCGUUGGACAUCAACGCCUGCUGAAGGGGAGUCGUGCGCUCAGACUGCCAAGGACUCGUCUUUGACGAACGGAAUUCCUACCGUUGUGCUUUGCAGUGCCUUCCUCUUGCGUUCCGUCGCUUGCGCGUCAAUUUUGUUUGCGAAAUGCACACCGCUGCGUCGCCCGGUGCCCCGCCUUUGCUCGACUGCCACGAAAGACUGCUGCCGUUCUUGCAAUACUUAAUGUUGUAGCGCCGAAUACGCGCGAAAAUAGCAGUGCGUCGGUGGCGCUGCCUUUUGUGCACUGUCAACUGCACUGUUAUCAGCAGCUGAUUGCUAUCAGUCCUGAUAGAAUGUAUAAUCCCGAGUGCUUUCCUGACUUUAAGGGUGGUGCGUUUUGCGAGCCCACGGAAACGUGAUGCGUCAUUCUGCUGCCAACACCUUUUGUCUUUUUUACAUAAUGCAUCGGGUCAGAAAGGCUGUUGAGUGCGUUUCUUAUGCCUUCCUUGUACCACAUUGAUGUUCAUGUUGUACCCAUGUUCCUGUCAUACUCAAGGCUUUGAGAAACAUGUUUCAUCACUAUAUUCUUCAAGUAGAGCAGCCGACUGUUCGCAUCUAUAUAGGUAUAGAUUGCAGUGCGUGUAUGGGUGAGCAGUUGUUUCACGUGUAACGCAGCUUUUAAAGAUUUGAGAAAGCGUAAGUUCGUCACAACGCGAUAUUGAGCGGCGAAAGAAAAAAGGCCAGGAUGGUCCUGGCCUCUGCCAUGCCACCCUCUUGCAUUGCUUUAUUAUUUUUUUUUCGUUGUAUUUCAUUUCGUGUCACAUCAAAGUACUACGUCAACCAAGCGUCGAGAUGUUCCACAGAAUCUGAUUAACCAGGAGGUGACGAACUGCCAUGUUCCCAUGCGACAUUUUGGGAACACUCACCUUUGAAGCUGUGAUUACUGUGUCAGUCUUAAGGGCAGUUUGCCUGGCGACCUGUACUUUAAGGACCAACGAAUUUUUUUUCUAUCUAACUGACCAAAAUUGUUGGGGACCAGCAUCGUCCGCCUUGGCGGCCUGUCUGCGUGCAGCCGUGCUUGGCUAGUGAUCUAUUUCUUUAGAGCCUUGGCUAGUCUUCCAUUCACUUAUGGAGUUUUGCAUCGGCCGUCGGAUGCAAAGGCGCGAGCUUUUGUUAAUUUAAGUAUAUUCCUUGUGUGUUGAGAGUGAAUCAUUUGUUUUUAUGUCGUGCCCUUGCGAGGGUCUGUCCUGACAUCCACCUACAAGUGCGGUGGCAAUACCUGAAUUUUCUGGGCCUCAGAUGUCAGCCUGAAACGCGUUUGGUGAAUUUUGCUGCAGUUUUUAACGAAACGGUUAACUUUAGUGCAACAUUGCGUGCCCGUGCCCAAUUGGAGUUGUUACAGAUUGAUUUCAUAUUUCAUCACAAGUCUAUUGGGUGGCAGGCGAACUAGUCUGUCCUCGAACUAGACUGUGGAACAGCCUCGGAAGGCGAGCAUUUUUUUUUUGCUUCGAAAUGCCCGUGCCUCACUCGUUCGAAGUUAUUUACGAGUUGAUUGAGCAGGUUUCUGCUAACGCAUGAAGAAAGUCGCAGGAGACUACCUGUUCAGCUUGACACAAAUCUUUACUCAGAUUUUUUUUUCUUCUGGGCAUGCACUUGCAACAGUGCUUAGAGGCAAGUAGGAUAAGAACCGAUGAAAUGCUUAGAGUCUUUCCAACUUUUUUUGUGCGUAUUGAAGACGUUUCAACUUCAGAUAAAUUUUCCGUGCUAUGUGUUAGCUGCACAAUUUUUUUAAUCAAUGCAGUCUGGAAGGCUUCAUUGCCGUGAAUGAUGAAUCUAGUACGUACACGAACCUUGUUGCUGCCUCAGACGCUGUUUCAAGCUGUCGUCGAGAAUGUGCACGUCGUGCCUUACAUUCUUAUCGAGUAUGCGGAAGGAGUGCCAUAUUUGGUUGCAGUUGUGUUUCUUUUGUUUGUGCUGUGUUGAGAGAGAAAAAAAAUUUUUGUACAGUUAUUUGAUACCACAGAACAGAUAUAUUAUGUACACACCCUUUAUAUUGCUGGAAACUUGUUUUUCUGUGAAGUAUUUUGUUGUUUUUACACGAUUAUUAAAAAGUUGUGAAUUUCGGUCAGCACA